Molecule: messenger RNA, 1900 nt
Organism: Tribolium castaneum (red flour beetle)
Lineage: Eukaryota; Metazoa; Arthropoda; Insecta; Coleoptera; Tenebrionidae
Product: sphingomyelin phosphodiesterase
Exons: 8
Coding region: 78-1874 (598 amino acids)
Biological process (GO): sphingomyelin catabolic process; ceramide biosynthetic process
Cellular component (GO): lysosome
Molecular function (GO): acid sphingomyelin phosphodiesterase activity
Source: RefSeq, a predicted model, not a curated record
GAAAAAAAUCACUUGAGAUAAAACUUCUUAUUUAAUCAUUAAAAAUCGUAUUGUCCUUUACUUCAUCCAUCGUCACGAUGGCACCAUUCACUUUUUUUAAUUUCCUAUUUUUGGUCACAAUUGUAACUUGCAAAACCACCAUAGACGAUGUAGGUCCUCUUGAAAUGGGGCUUCGCGAAUAUUUCCAAACAGGCAUAGCCACAGAUGAGUUUCUCAAAACAUUGCAUUCUUACGAAUUUCCUUACUUGUUCCGUGAUGGAAUGGAAAAUGUUUACGAUAACCCGACUGUAUGCUACAUGUGUAACUUAGUGGUUGAUUUAGUGAUUGGUGAGCGUUUUUUGGGCUUAACUCGUGAAACACUAGUCAAGGAAGCAACUCUUUUGUGUACCCAUUUGAAAAUUGAGAACGAGAGGGUUUGCAAAGGCGCAAUUGAGCUUAAUAUUGAUGUUUUUCUUUACGCGAUCGAUAAUUACGCGAAUUUUACAUCAAAUCGAAUUUGCGGUUCGAUUCUUCAAGCGCAAGGGUGUCCCACUGGUGAUGCCUUCGAAUGGUCGAUUGAUUUACCAUCUGGUAAUUCACCCGAACGUCCAAAACCCAACGAUACGGACGUCCCUACUUUUACUAUAUUACAACUAAGUGAUAUUCACUACGAUCCUAAUUAUACCCCAAAUGGUAAUGCCGAUUGUGGCGAACCUAUUUGUUGUCAACCGGAUCAAGGUGAGCCUUCAAGUCCUGAAAACGCUUGUGGGUAUUGGACAGAUUAUAGAGAUGCUGAUAGUCCUUGGCAUUUAGUUGAGGAAACAGUCAGACAGGCUAAAACCCAGAAAUUUGACUAUGCUUACUACACUGGCGAUAUUAUCAGUCAUCGAAUUUGGGAAACAAGCGUCGAAAAUAAUACCGAAGCUAUCACUAAACUGUAUUCCUACUUCAAGGAUAAUUUGGGUGUUCCAGUUUAUCCGAUUUUUGGAAACCAUGAACCUCACCCUCUUAAUGUGUGGCCUACUGAUAAGGUGGCCGAUUCUUUUGAUAUUAAAUGGCUGUUUGAGCUUGCGGCCAAACACUGGUCCGAUUUAAUAGGUGAAGAUAUCAGUGAAACGGUUUUAAAAGGUGGUUACUAUUCAGUUAGUCCUAGACCCGGAUUUAGGAUCAUUGGUGUUAACAGCAAUGUUGGAUAUACUGAUAAUUGGUGGUUGAUUUACGACGACUUUGACCCUUACGAUCAAUUGCAGUGGUUAGUCCAGACUCUUAAAAAAGCCGAAGAUAAUAAUGAAAGUGUUCACAUUUUGACCCAUGUUCCGACUGGUUCUUCCUCAAGUCUUAAGGUCUGGAAUCGCGAAUAUAAUAGAAUUAUUGAAAGAUUUGCAAAUACCAUCACUGGGCAUUUUAAUGGACACACCCAUAAAGACGAAUUUCAUGUUCAUUACAAUAGUUCAAAUCCGACUCAAGCAAUCGGAGUUGUGUUUAACGGAGCUUCCGUAACUCCGUUCUCUAAUUCGAACCCGAGUUUCAAAUACUAUUACGUGGACGAAAGCACUUUUAAUUUGGUAGAUUAUGACGAGUGGACUUUUAAUUUGACUCUUGCCAACUCUCAAGACUCCUCAAAGUCGCCCGAGUGGUACAAAUUGUAUAGCUUUGUUGAAGCUUAUGGUGUUGAUAAUUUGUUGCCUUCCGAAGUUGAUAAACUUUUGAAUAAAAUGACCCAAGACCACUCUCUUCUUGAUGAUUACUUCAAGUUUAAGUAUCGCAACGGUGAUCCUGGUAUUAAAAAUGGCUGCAGUGAUUCGUGCAAGAAAAAUUUACUUUGUAAUAUUGUAACAACAGUAUAUGGCGAAAAUGACCAAUGUGAACGUUUUAUGGAUUUGUACGAUCAAUAACUGUGAAAAAUAAAUUUUGAAAUACA